Molecule: messenger RNA, 519 nt
Organism: Penaeus chinensis
Lineage: Eukaryota; Metazoa; Arthropoda; Malacostraca; Decapoda; Penaeidae
Product: vegetative cell wall protein gp1-like
Exons: 4
Coding region: 1-519 (172 amino acids)
Source: RefSeq, a predicted model, not a curated record
AUGCGCAUCCACGGCAAUGUGGAGCUGAAACUCGAGAGCACCGAGUGGACUUGGGCUCGACAACUCUUCAAGCAGAUCAUGCGCAGGAAAACAUCAGUUGACUACCGAACCGCCCAAGCUCGACCUUGCCAGAAUAUGCGCCUGAGAUCCCUUCGUCUUUCCUCGGCACCAAAACAAACCCAUCUCCGCAGCCCUUGCCCUCCGAAGGGCACGGCCGCCCUGAGCCCUGGGGGAGGUCCUCGCCUCCCCCCCGCAGCGGACGGGGUAAUGCCAGCAGGGCCAGAUUACCCAAAGAAAUCUCCCUGUGCCCAGCAACAGGAGCCACCCUGCACCCCGUGCCCUCCCCUGCCCCCCGGCCCAGCUCGCCAGGGCAUCCCAGGGACCCGAAACCGCCGCACGAGAGCUAGACAAAAGGCAUCGCGGCCUACGGGGCGUCAGCGCCUCCUCCGGGCCCUGCCUCGCCCUCCCGCCCUGGCCGCCCCCGCGCCCGUGCCCCUCCAAGGCCCUGUCACCCGCUGA